Pseudogymnoascus destructans is the source of this 1021-nucleotide messenger RNA. It is a transcript of the gene LEA1, whose product is annotated as U2 snRNP complex subunit. Lineage: Eukaryota; Fungi; Ascomycota; Leotiomycetes; Thelebolales; Thelebolaceae. Gene Ontology annotation, biological process: mRNA splicing, via spliceosome. Bases 140 to 880 code for a protein of 246 amino acids. The record is from RefSeq and is a predicted model, not a curated record. Gene Ontology annotation, molecular function: protein binding; U2 snRNA binding. Gene Ontology annotation, cellular component: U2 snRNP. The transcript has 4 exons.
CCGAAAACCACGAGACACCACAAAUCCCACCGAAUCACCCGCGCCCACACCCUCCACCACUCAUUUCCGCUACGAUCCGACUACUCGCAUGCCAUCGACACUGAAUCUACAUAGGUAAACGUCCAGACAAACCGCAGCAAUGCGCCUCACCACCGAACUCAUCCAAUCCUCCCUGUCAUACCUCAAUCCCCUCAAAGAGCGAGAGCUCGACCUGCGAGGUCACAAAAUACCGAGCAUCGAGAACCUGGGUGUUGCUGGCCCACAAGAUGCGAUCGACUUCACAGACAACGACAUCCAGCUUCUAGGCAACUUCCCCCUCUCCCCGCGCCUCUCAACCCUCCUCCUCGCCCGCAACCGCGUCGCUCAGAUCCAGCCCUCCGUCGCGCAAUCGAUACCAAAUCUCAUCACUCUCAUCCUGACAUCGAACAACAUCGCCGAGCUAGCUGACCUCGACGCCCUCGGCACACUGCCUAAGCUCACGCACUUGGUGCUGAUAGAGAACCCUGUUACACGGAAAGAGCACUACAGACUCUGGGUCCUCUUCCGCUGCCGCGCCGUCCGCUUCCUCGACUACCGCAAGGUCAAAGACGCGGAGCGCAAGCAGGCGGCGGAGCUCUUUGGAACGACAUCCGAGCCCUCGGAACUCGCGAAUAAGAUUAUGGGCAUCAAGUCGCGGACGUUCGACGUGCCGUCUGCGAACGGGGCGGCGGCGGCGUCGAACAAGAAUUACAGGGUUAAGUUGACGGAUAAGGAGAGGAAGAAGGUGGAGGAGCUGAUUAGGAACGCGAAGAGCUUGCAGGAUAUUAUUAGGCUGGAGAAGGAGCUUAAUGAGGGAAGGGUGCCGGUGGGUGCGCAGGGUGCUGAUGAGAUGGAGGAGUAAGGGGGUGGGGUUAAAUAGUCCUUUGAGGGUAUGCAUCUGGGGCGUUUAUAGGAGGGUCAUGAAAAGUAUGGCGUCGGCCGGGUACGUUGAGAGUCUUUAGACUGUAAAUUAUGAUCUGAGACGCGCAAUGCUAAGAGACAU